AUGGCCAACGACCCGUCCGCAACACCGCGGACAUCUGAUGCGCAUGGACCCUCCUUGGCAGAUAUAAGAGCCGACAUCAGGGCCCUCACAGAAGUGAUGGUCACAAAAUCAGACCUCCAGGCGUUAUCUGCCAAUCUACAUGUGGCGAUUAGGUCAGAGGUGGCCACUCUACAGCGCGAUAUUGCAGCACAAGAUGGCCACAUACAAGCCCUAGAAGCCACGAAUCAAACUGUAAACAG
Molecule: messenger RNA, 239 nt
Organism: Pelobates cultripes (western spadefoot toad)
Lineage: Eukaryota; Metazoa; Chordata; Amphibia; Anura; Pelobatidae
Source: the annotation of a GenBank genome assembly